GUCAACCAACUUGCUGAGCCAGCUUUCGGGAGGAAAAGCAGCCUAGAUUUCCUGAAAUUGAGUGAUUUGGUAACUGCUGACAAACAAGAACUAUGAGUGAGAAGACCCAGAAUUCCUUACAGACCGUUCUGCAGCAACUGACCUGCCAUUUCACGUGGGAUUUACAGAAGGAUGACAUCCCCCUCGAAGAUUUGGAAGAUAGAAUCUGUGAUCAGAUUGAGUUUCUCAUCACAAAAUCCAAAUUUACUGCACACAACCUCUUGGCUUAUGCCAAGCACUUAAAAGGCCAAAAUGAGGAAGCCUUCGAAAGCUUGAGAAAUGCAGAAGAGGAAAUCCGGAACAAGUGCAUAAAAGAAGCUGAAACUCGACAACUGGUUACCUGGGGAAACUAUGCCUGGGUGCAUUACCACAUGGGCAAUCUUGCCAAAGCUCAGAACUAUGUAGACAGGAUAGAGAGAAUGUGCAGCAAGCUUUCAAGCCCCCACCGCUACAAGGUGGAGCGGCCGGAAAUCUUCUGUGAAGAAGGGUGGGCGCUAUUAAAAUUUGGAGGGAAAUAUUAUGAAAGGGCUAAGGUGUGUUUUGAAAAGGCUCUGGAACAAGACCCCAACAACCCGGAGUUUAAUUCUGGCUUUGCCAUCACGGUGUAUCGUCUAGAUGACUUUGACAGACAAGGCCGUUCUAAUAAACGUUUCUCCCUAGAGCCUCUGAGGCAGGCAGUCAGGCUGAGUCCAGGUGACCCAUACAUCAAGAUGCUUCUUGCCUUGAAGCUUCAGGACAUACACCAGGAAGCUGAAGGAGAAAAGUACAUCCAAGAGUCCUUAGUUAAACACUCAUCAUCACCUUACGUCCUCCGCUAUGCAGCCAAAUUCUACAGAAGGAAGGGCUGUCUCGAUACAUCUCUGGAACUUUUACAGAAGGCCUUGCAGAUUACACCAAAUUCUGCCUUCCUAAACCAUCAGAUGGGGCUUUGCUACAGGGCACAAAUGAUUGAAAUAAAGAAAGCCACAAAAAACAAGCCGCAAGGAGCAAAUAAAGAGAAGGUGCAGGAAUUAGUUAGAUCUGCCAUAUUUUAUUAUUCACUGGCCGUAGAACAGAAACCAACAUUCAUAUAUGCAUGUAUAGACCUUGCCAACAUGUACAUCGAGGGAGGUCAAUAUGAAAAAGCAGAAGAUGUUUAUAAGAAUGCUUGUCAAUUAGAGAAAGUUACAGAUUUAGAAAAACAAAAAAUCAAUUUGGAAUAUGGUCACUUUCAAAUGUUUUGCAUGAAAUCUGAAGACAGUGCCCUUACUUAUUAUGUGAAAGGCUUAAAAGUAGAAAAAGAAUCACAUGUGAGAGAAAGCCUAAAGAAUGUGGUACAGAAAAUAGCCACAAAGCGACUGCAACAAAAUGCAUCGGAUUCGGAGAGUCUGGGUCUCCUCGGGUUCGUUCACCAGCUGAAGGGAGAAAGGAGGGCGGCAAUUGACUGCUACCAGAAAGCCCUGAAGCUGGAUCCUGCUAACGACGAAUACUCCAGUGCUUUGUGUCAGCUGCAGCUCAAAAUAUAAGCCUCGGCCUUUGCUCAAUCAACCCAUGUCCCACAUGAACACCUUCCUUAUAGUUCUUGUCUAAAUACAAGUGUGGUUAGUGUUAUCUUUCCAAUGAAUUAAACUCACGAUGUUUUCAUCUUUAGUGAUGAACAGCUCAACAGCAAGCUAGACACUCUCUUCCCCUGUUAACUUUUCUACGGGUCUUGGUCAGUGACUCAUUCAUACUUCUUUCCCAUAGAGGAAAAUGGCAGCAUUUUCCAAAGCUUGUGAGUUUGUACUAAAAGAGUUUAAGUAUUUUGAAAGAGAUUGCCAUGCCCCUUUGGUCUUCAUCAUUCCUUUUAGGAUCAGACAGGGGAUUUGGCUGAAGGAACUUUGAAUAAUAGGAUAAACUACUUAAGUGGAAGAUAUUUGUUCUCCUUCCUUGUAAUCUGUUUUAGUGUUUAUCUCCUUCCCUAACUAUAAGCUCCUUGAGGGCAGGAAUUGUCAAGUCACUAUUGUACUCUCCCAAACACUGAGGGGAGUGCUCAGUGGAAGGUAAGUGCUUAAUAUGCACUAUUGAUAGCUAUUAUUUGAUGGAUGUGUAUAUUUGUAUGUAGGAGGUAUAAGAGUGUGUGUGUGUGUGUGUGUGCGCGCGCACAUGCAUGUGUGUGUAAGCGUGUGUGUGUGUGCGAGCCUGUGCAUAAAUGAGUGUUCGGAAGAAAUAGUCUACCUUUUGUCUAAAAAAAAGAGAAAUAAACUUCAAAGAAUUCCACACUGGCCUGCUAAAUAUUAGAAAUUGAACAUAAAGUCAUCAGAAAUGUCCAUUAACAAAAGGAGGAAACUUGGAGAAAACCAAGCAGAUCCACGGAGGGCCCAGGGAGUUGUAAGAAGCAGAAUCAAGGUGGAGCUGGGAGUCACCAGAGAGCUGAUGGCUCCAUCAUUUUCAGAUGAUAGCGCCAAGUGACUGAGAGCCCUUCAUUUCAGGUUCUGUCCACAGGGGACAAAAACCGAGAUUGUCUGCCCUGAGUGAAGGUAGUGAAUACAGUUGCUAGGUUACUCGGGUUCGUCAGGACCUGAAAUGAACAUAGAAGGCAGGAAUGCCAAGGUUCUGGGGUUCAGGAAGAUCCAGGCCUGAGGUUUUUCUCUACUGGUAUGGGAACACCUAUUCCCAGUGGCAGAGAGCUCCCAUUAUGUGCACCUCCAUAGCAAAGACUCUAAACCCCAUGGUUGGCACAAGAAUAACUGUUGUUGCUAAGUUCUCCCCUUUCCUUUGGGUGCACCUUCCAGUGAACAGACUCGAUGCAGAUUAAAUGAUCUCAUUAUUUCAAACUCAUAUCCCUUUGUCCCAUCUCUGCCAUGACAUGGAGUGCCAUAGACCUUUCUGAGGUGUUUCCUAUUCUUCCCAGAGAAAUAGGGCAUGGAGAGUCAUGUAGCUUUAAGGGUGGUUGGCUGAAGCCCCACAUUAAUCCUUGGGACCUCCAUCACCUGGCCUCAAUCUGUUUCAACUAGAGGCUUUCAGUGCCCCCUUACUUCUGUGUCUCCCAUCUUAGUGACUCCAUUUCCUCUCACUAAUAACGCUAAUAAUAAUAAUACUGAUACUGAUGGGAAUGUGCCCACCAAUUCUGUUGUAUUGUACUUGCUCACGUG
Molecule: messenger RNA, 3152 nt
Organism: Tachyglossus aculeatus (Australian echidna)
Lineage: Eukaryota; Metazoa; Chordata; Mammalia; Monotremata; Tachyglossidae
Product: interferon-induced protein with tetratricopeptide repeats 5-like
Exons: 2
Coding region: 93-1544 (483 amino acids)
Biological process (GO): defense response to virus
Cellular component (GO): cytosol
Molecular function (GO): protein binding
Source: RefSeq, a predicted model, not a curated record